Ictalurus furcatus (blue catfish) is the source of this 4160-nucleotide messenger RNA. It is a transcript of the gene uhrf1, whose product is annotated as ubiquitin-like with PHD and ring finger domains 1. Bases 395 to 2737 code for a protein of 780 amino acids. The record is from RefSeq and is a predicted model, not a curated record. Gene Ontology annotation, biological process: negative regulation of gene expression via chromosomal CpG island methylation. The transcript has 17 exons. Gene Ontology annotation, molecular function: protein binding; ubiquitin protein ligase activity. NCBI's taxonomy places the organism in Eukaryota, Metazoa, Chordata, Actinopteri, Siluriformes, Ictaluridae.
UUUUUUUUUUUUUAAAGACCAUAACAAUGUUUGUGUCCGUUAUAUUAGCAUAAUAUCGCGAUACAUAUCCUAACGUAUGCACGUGCUGCCGCGAGAGCUCGAUUUCGCGCGCUGAGCCUAAAGCUCCGGUCAGAGGAGUGAUUGACAGGUGUGUGAGCCAAUCUACGAAUGUAUUUCAACCCACAGGAACCAAUAGAAACGCGGCAUCGCCUGCCGCAGGAGGGGAAAACACGUUGUUGAACCAAAUUUUCAUUGAAUCUUCGUACGAGGUUUUAUGUGGUACAUGUUUAAGAGUCAAAAAGAGUUUUUAUAUUUUAGUCUGACGCGUGCUUGCUGAAUUAUAACCGGGUGCUUUCUUGAUUUCGAGAGGACGUAAAGACAGAGGGCUGCUGCAAUGUGGAUCCAGGUGCGCACUAUGGACGGUAAGCAGACCCACCGGGUCGACUCCCUGUCCAAACUCACUAAGGUGGACGAGCUGAGGCUGCGAAUCCUGGAGCUCUUCAACGUUGAGCCUGAAAGACAAAGGCUCUUCUACAGAGGCAAACAGAUGGAGGAUGGCCACACUAUUUUCGAUUACAAUGUGGGCCUCAAUGACAUUGUUCAGCUCCUCGUGAGACAGGUGCUUCCUGCAGUCUCUUUGCCCAAAGACAAGGAGGCCGAGCUGUCAGACUCUGACUCGGGUUGCGGUUCGGGUCAGAGUGAGUCGGAUAAGAGCUCCACUCAUGGUGAGUGUGAGGGUCAGAGUGCUGGAACCUCGGCCCAGAGUGACCUCGUUGACCCAGGUUUUGGCUUCUAUAAGAUAAAUGAGUUCGUGGACGCCAGAGACCUGAAUAUGGGUGCUUGGUUUGAGGCUCAGAUCGUAAACGUGACAAAGACUCCCAAACUUGUAGAAGGUGAAGGCAUGGAAACGGAUGGUGAGGACGAGAUCCGCUACCACAUCAAAUAUGAAGAUUACCCGGAGAACGGGGUGGUGCAGCUCCAGGGGAAGGAUGUGCGCCCACGUGCCCGCACCGUCUACCAGUGGCACCAGCUGGAGGAGGGCAUGGUGGUCAUGGUGAACUACAACCCUGAUGAGCCCAAAGAGCGUGGCUACUGGUACGAUGCUCAGAUCCAGAGGAAGAGGGAGACACGCACCCAGCGAGAGAUUUUUGGCAAAAUACUUCUCGGGGAUGCUGGUGACUCUCUGAAUGACUGCCGGAUCUUGUUUGUGAGCGAAAUCUACAAAAUCGAAGAAGCUGGAAGCUCUGAGGGAUCCACAGCCGCUUCUGACAGCCCUCUGAAGAGGUCCAAUGGGCCAGAGUGUAAACACUGUAAGGACGACCCCAAGAAAACCUGCCGCUGGUGUAAUUGCCGUGUGUGUGGGGUGAAGCAGGACCCGGACAAGCAACUGCUGUGUGAUGAGUGUGAUAUGGCUUUCCACACAUACUGCCUUAACCCGCCUCUCACCACCAUUCCGACUGAUGAGGACUGGUACUGCCCUGAAUGUCGGACUGACGCAAGCGAGGUUGUCCUGGCCGGAGAGAAGCUGAAGGAAAGCAAGAAGAAAGCAAAGAUGGCAUCUGCCAGCUCGUCCAGCCAGAGAGACUGGGGCAAAGGUAUGGCGUGUGUGGGCCGCACCAAACAGUGUACCAUCGUUCCCUCCAACCAUUAUGGGCCUGUGCCAGGAGUCCCUGUGGGUACCCUCUGGAAGUUUAGAGUGCAGGUGAGCGAGUCCGGAGUCCACAGGCCUCAUGUUGCAGGGAUCCAUGGCCGAAGCAACGACGGUGCUUAUUCUCUAGUGCUGGCUGGAGGCUAUGAGGAUGACGUGGAUGAUGGUAACGAGUUUACAUAUACAGGUUCUGGUGGUCGAGAUCUCUCUGGUAACAAGCGAACUGCUGAACAAUCCUGUGACCAGAAACUCACCAAUAUGAACAGGGCCCUGGCUCUGAACUGCAAUGCACCAGUGAAUGAGAAGGACGGUGCUGAGGCAAAGGACUGGAAGGCGGGGAAGCCUGUGAGGGUGGUGCGCAGUUCUAAAGGUCGCAAACACAGCAAAUACUGCCCAGAAGAUGGGAACAGAUAUGACGGCAUUUACAAGGUGGUGAAGUACUGGCCAGAGAAGGGCAAGUCAGGUUUCCUGGUAUGGAGAUACCUGCUCAAAAGGAAUGAUGAUGAAUCGGCACCGUGGACCCGAGAUGGCAAAGAACGCAUUAAAAAGCUGGGUCUUACCAUGCAGUAUCCUGAAGGUUAUCUGGAAGCAGUGGCUGCAAAGGAGAAGGAAAAGGAGAAUAAGAAUGAGGACGAGGUGGCUGAAACACCUACCAAGGGCAAGAGGAAGCGGAAAUCUCAGGCAGUUGAGGAUGAGGAGAAAACUUCACCAUCUAAGAGCACACCCAAGAAGGUCAAAGUGGAGGCCUACAAGCUGACCAAGGAGCAAAAGGCCCUGAUCAAGGAAGACGAGCUUAACAAGAAACUUUGGGAUGAGGCCAUGGAGUCUUUAAGCUUAGGACCAAGAUUUAUAAACAAGGUGGAAGAAGUUUUCCUGUGUAUCUGCUGCCAAGAAGUUGUUUACCAGCCCAUCACCACAGAGUGCCAGCACAAUGUCUGCAGGGAAUGUCUCCAGCGGUCCUUCAAAGCAGAGGUAUACAGCUGCCCCGCCUGUCGUCACGAUCUAGGCAAGAACUACCAAAUGACGGUGAACAAAGCUCUACAAGCCAUCCUGACCCAGCUGUUCCCUGGCUACAGCAGCGGCCGAUGAUGACCGCCUGUGUUAUAAGAAAACGUGCCGAUGAACUAGCGAAAGCAGCGCUGUGCAUCGUGACUGAAUUCAACACCAUGAUACAAGUCACCUUUCAAAAUAUUGAAAAAGUCAUGAGCUAAUCAGGGUGUAGGGUGAUCCAUAACCUGCUAAAUUUGUUUGGUCCGAUUCUUAGCAGGGCUGUACUUCAUAACCUGCUCUCUCUCUCUCUCUCUCUUUUUUUUAUUUUAUUUUAUUUUUUUUAUUUUUUAUUUUAUUUUUUUUUAAUAUAUAAAUAAGCCCAUCAGGUAGAUCUUUCCCUCCCAAUACAGAUCUUGUAUUAACAGAUCUCUUAUAAUAACUUUGUAGAGAUGUUUUUAGGUGUAGGAGCUUCCUGUUAUGAAAAGUAAUUCCUGAAUUACUGAGCACCAGCACAUCUUUUAUAAAAAUGGAGUAAAAAAAGGAAAAAAAAGAAAAAUCUUCCGCUACGCACAACUGCACUAUUUGCUUCUAGCAAAAUCCUUUAAAAAUUUUUUUUUUUUUUUGGCCAGGGAUAAGUGGACAUAUUUUGAUAGCAGGUAUGUAGGCAUGCACUGGCAUCAGGAACAUUUUAUAAAACACUUGAUUAAGAUCACAUUUUUGUCUUAACAGCCAUGUAUUUUGACACCCCCUAGUAUUCCUACUUGGGUGAUUUAACUAAAAGCUAAUCAGUUCUACUAUAUAUUAAAAAAAAAAAUCAUAUGCAUAAAAUGAGCUUGUUAUCAUAUAACUUUGUCGUGGCUUUGCUUUCUAACUACUGUAUGUGCUUAGAAAUUCGACUUUUUUUUAUUAUUUUUUGCUUUUGUUUUAUUCCCGUUAUGCAAUCUGGUUUUCCCUCGUUCUCCUACUAUGGACUUCAGAAGGAAACCGUCAAGUCUGUUAAUUCUCCAGAUAAAUUAUCACCAAGUGCACCUCCUGUUAAGUGACUAUUUAAUGACAUGUCAAUGUUCACUUUGUUCUCAUCACACAAUUUUCUAAAUAAACGCCUAAGGCCAGAGAUUUGUUAUACCUCAAUAAUUUCUAAAAUCACAUUGACUGGAAAUGUAUAUUCUGAAAUUGUAUAUUUUUUAGCACUUGUAUUUAGCAAUUUUACGUAGUUUUAGAUGCUGUUUUUUUUCUUGCACUGUGUUUAGUGCAAUAUUUUUCAAUAAACCUUAUUCCUUUUAUAUGGAACAAUUUGACUUAUUCUCUCCCCCCCCCCCCUUUUCUUAAAUGAUGAAUAAAACACUUUGUGUGCUGUUGUAGAUAAAUGAUCAAGGACUUGGUAGUAUGAUGCAGCCCUAGACAAAGCAGAAGAGUUACUUUUUCCCUUUAACAGUGCAUCCUGAAGUGUUCUAUUCCUUUUAAACCAGAGCAAUGUCAACACAACAUAUUUUGUUAGUUUAAUUGAUUAAUUUUUAAAUUG